This is a messenger RNA of Rosa rugosa (rugosa rose), 916 nucleotides long. Its product is annotated as probable aldo-keto reductase 1. The transcript is spliced from 3 exons. Gene Ontology annotation, cellular component: cytoplasm. The record is from RefSeq and is a predicted model, not a curated record. NCBI's taxonomy places the organism in Eukaryota, Viridiplantae, Streptophyta, Magnoliopsida, Rosales, Rosaceae. Bases 24 to 776 code for a protein of 250 amino acids.
GGGUUCCAACGGGGAAUUUAGAGAUGGGGACUAGGGCGAGGGCCUUGGCGCGCUCAACGAAGGACCGGAGGAGCUGGACAACUGUGAGGCCCUUCUGCUUGACCAUUGACUCGGCCUCCGAGGCUUCGAUUUCGAAUCUGGGUGAGUCCAUUUUCGAGGAGAGGUGGUGUUUCGGGUCGACCUGGAUUUUGGUUAUUGGGAUCAAAUUGAGGAUCCGAGAGAUGUGGAGGAAGAUCCCAAAGGUUCAACUGGGUAGUCAGGGAUUAGAGGUUUCUAGAUUAGGUUUUGGAUGUGGGGGACUAUCUGGAAUAUACAAAGCUCCUCCUCUCUCUCAUGAAGCUGGGUGUUCUGUGAUAAAGGAAGCAUUUAAUAGGGGCAUCACCUUCUUUGACACUUCAGAUCUUUAUGGUCAUAAUCAUGAUAAUGAAAUCAUGGUUGGGAAGGCUUUGAAACAGCUUCCUCGAGAAAAGGUUCAAUUGGCUACAAAAUUCGGCAUUUUCAAGUCGGAUGACUUUCAACUCGGGAUAAAUGGGAGCUCGGAAUAUGUAAGAGCAUGCUAUGAAGCUAGUCUAAAGCGGCUAGAUGUUGACUACAUUGAUCUGUACUACCAGCACCGUGUCGAUGUUUCAGUGGCAAUUGAGGAUACUGUAAGAGCGAAGGGAGGGAAUGCAUGCAAAUUCAAUUUUUGGAGUUGCAGAUCAGAGAGAGAGAGAGGGAUUUGGAGAAGAGAGGGUUGUGAAAGAGAGGGUUUUUUGUUUGUUUUGUUUUUGUCUUGAAAUGAUCAUUUUAUCCCUUAAAGUGGGUCAGAUCGUCAGAGUGAACGUCCAAUUUGGACGGAAUCGGAGAAAUUAGAAAGCUUGGGGGGUAAAAAUUCAGAAUUGAGAGUAGAGGGGGUGACAUCCCAAACCUUAGGGGG